AUGGUAACGCCCGACGACGCCGAACAGCUCGAAGUCGCCGCCAACUGCAUCGCCGAAGCUUUCAAGGUCGACGCUGCGGAUGAGGCCGCAAAGAAGGACGCCAUUGGCGACCAGAACCUGCUCGCAAUCUACAAUGUCUACGAGAAGCUCAAGGGAAAGACAACUGCCACAACUGAGGGAUCCUCGUCGGCAAAGGAGGCCCGACCAGCGACGCCACAGACACCUGCCGCCGGGUCAGGACCAGGCGGGCCAAACAAGGAUGAGGCCGAGAGACUGAAGGGACUGGGUAACGAGGCGAUGAAGAAGAAGGACUACGAUUCUGCUGUCAAGCACUACACCGCUGCCCUCGAAGUCGUUCCGCUUAACCCCAUCUACCUCUCCAACCGCGCCGCCGCAUACUCAGGCCAGGGCAAGCACGAGCUCGCAAAGGAGGACGCUGAGAUGGCAGUCGCUGCCGAUCCCAACUACUCCAAGGCCUGGUCGCGUCUCGGUCUCGCUAAGUACGUUCUCGGCGACGCAAAGGGCGCUAUGGAGGCAUACAAGUCGGGCAUGGACGCAGAGGGCGGCGGUUCAGAGGUCAUGCGCAAGGGCUACGAGACAGCUAAGAAGAAGGUCGAAGAGGAUGGUGGUGACGUUGGUGCUCCCGACGCUGCCCGAGGAGCUGGCGGUAUGGGUGGCGGCGGUGGCAUGCCUGAUCUCUCUGCCCUCGCUGGUAUGCUCGGUGGUGGCGGCGGCGGAGGCGGCGGCAUGCCCGAUCUCGCGGGUCUUAUGCAGAACCCGAUGAUGAGGCAGAUGGCUCAAAACCUCAUGAGCAACCCAGACAUGAUGAGCAACCUCAUGAACAACCCAAGGAUAGCGGAGAUGGCUCAACAGUUCGGUGGUGGUGGUGGCGGUGGAGGUCGAGGCGGCGGCGGUGGUGGAAGCGGAGGUGGAAUGCCCAACAUGCAGGAUCUCAUGAACGACCCUAACCUGGCUGAGAUGUAA
Molecule: messenger RNA, 984 nt
Organism: Alternaria metachromatica
Lineage: Eukaryota; Fungi; Ascomycota; Dothideomycetes; Pleosporales; Pleosporaceae
Exons: 2
Coding region: 1-984 (327 amino acids)
Biological process (GO): post-translational protein targeting to endoplasmic reticulum membrane
Cellular component (GO): TRC complex; membrane
Molecular function (GO): protein binding; molecular adaptor activity
Source: RefSeq, a predicted model, not a curated record